ACUGCAGCUGACAGGUCAACACUUGUUCAAGGUUUCCUAGAAUGUUAGUCUAAAUUUGUGAAGUUUGAAUGUAAGUCUUGACUUACAUCAGUGUUGGUGAGAAGUGCAGAUGUUGUGGCUUGUGCUUCUGGCUGUUAUCACUGCUCUCACACACGAACGUGUGUGGGGGGAGGAGUGUCCAUGUCAGUACCUGGAGGCUGACCCACUCUUUCCUGGCUCUGAUGGGUUCCGCUGGGACUGUGAAUAUGUUGCUCAUGGCCUCACUUCCAUACCCACCGCCUGCUGGCUCCUACACCCGGAUGUUACUCAGAUCUUCCUUGGCUACAACGAGAUCUCUGAGGUGACAUCACAGAGCCUGGCUGGAGUGACCAACCUACAGACUCUCUCCUUCAAGAAGAACAAGAUUACCGUCAUACCUCCGGCUACUCUUAACAGUUUGAGCUCACUGGAGUUUUUGGACUUAUCUAGCAACUAUCUUAGUGAGCUGCCUACUGACCUGUGGACCCUGACCACUCUCACCCAUCUUUACCUCGGUGAUAAUCAACUCAACGAUGCACUUAACUAUAACAUAUCAAAUCUCGUGAAUGUGGAAGUGUUGGACCUUCACCUGAACCAGCUGAGUGAGCUUCCUUCUGAGAGUGUGUCAACACUGAGUAACUUACACACGCUGCACUUAUACUGGAACUCCUUGGUCAACCUGCCACUCCUCACUCACAACUUGCACCUACAGGAACUCCUCGUCAAUGGCAACGCUCUCCUCGAGUUUCCUAAAUACAUGUUUGGAAAUCUCACCCAACCACUCACUUACCACUUUGUUGACAACCCGGCAUAUGACGUGUGGGCGACAAUGUUGCUGCCGCUGCCUGAGAGAAGCCACAUCAUGAUGGGGAAUGAUGUGUGGGUGUGGGCAGAGGAUGACCAACAAGCACUGCAGCUACUGUACCAAGCACAGUCUUGGGUCAUACUUGAUGGGCUCUCAGAGCCUAUAGACCUGACCUCGUUGCUCAGGAUCUGUGGCGUCACAUACACCCGACACAGAGGCAACCUUCCUCCAUGUUAAUUUGAGAAACUCAAGUUCUGCUUGAGUCAUGUACUGAGCAACAUGCUAAAUUGUAAGAAAAUCAAGACCUCUGGAAACAUUAAAGUGUUAAGCAAGAACUGUUUUUGCAAUGUAAAGUAUUUAAUGACUUUGAUAAAAAGCUUAAAAUUACGAUUAACAUUAUAUGUAUCCUUGUUCUUUUGUCUCUAAGAGCAUAUUCAUGGAAAACAUUCAUUGACUCAAUUGUCUUGGUAUUGAUAUUGCGCUAAAUUUUAUUUCUGUAUUAAACUAAAAUUGAAUUUGAA
Messenger RNA from Cherax quadricarinatus, 1344 nucleotides. Its product is annotated as leucine-rich repeat-containing G-protein coupled receptor 4. The record is from RefSeq and is a predicted model, not a curated record. Gene Ontology annotation, molecular function: protein binding. Lineage: Eukaryota; Metazoa; Arthropoda; Malacostraca; Decapoda; Parastacidae.